GCCGUUGGAUCCUAGGGCAACUGAGGCUUCUCUUCUCUCUCUAACUCUAACUCUAACCCUAGGGCUUUAACUUUCUUGCUCUACCCCCAAAACAGAGUUCCUCUAACCCAGAGAGAGAGAGAGAUGGUGCAGAGGCUCACAUACCGUACGCGCCAUAGCUAUGCAACCAAGUCAAACCAGCAUCGGAUCGUCAAGACCCCUGGUGGAAAGCUUGUGUAUCAGACCACCAAGAAGAGAGCAAGUGGACCCAAGUGCCCUGUUACCGGAAAGAGAAUCCAAGGGAUUCCUCACCUGAGACCUGCUGAAUAUAAGAGGUCUAGACUAUCAAGGAACAGGAGGACUGUGAAUCGCGCAUAUGGGGGUGUGCUGUCUGGUGGAGCUGUACGAGAGAGGAUCAUCCGAGCCUUUUUGGUGGAAGAGCAGAAGAUCGUGAAGAAGGUUUUGAAGAUUCAGAAGGCAAAAGAGAAGCAGGCAUCAAAGAGCAGCUAAUCUGCAAUAGAGAAUGAUUUUGUUUUUCUUUGAAAUUUUGACUUUUAUUAUGAGAGGAUGAAGAUUGUUCGAACAAUACCUGUUGUCAAUUAAAUUUGGAUGAGUUUCAUAGUUGACAUAAUCACCUCAUUGAAUACUUAUGAUAUUGAAAAUGAGGUUUUUUAU
Messenger RNA from Prunus avium (sweet cherry), 654 nucleotides. Its product is annotated as large ribosomal subunit protein eL34. Gene Ontology annotation, cellular component: ribosome. NCBI's taxonomy places the organism in Eukaryota, Viridiplantae, Streptophyta, Magnoliopsida, Rosales, Rosaceae. Gene Ontology annotation, biological process: translation. Gene Ontology annotation, molecular function: structural constituent of ribosome. The record is from RefSeq and is a predicted model, not a curated record.